Chelmon rostratus (copperband butterflyfish) is the source of this 1722-nucleotide messenger RNA. Its product is annotated as fructosamine 3 kinase related protein. Lineage: Eukaryota; Metazoa; Chordata; Actinopteri; Chaetodontiformes; Chaetodontidae. The coding region runs from base 91 to 1020 and encodes 309 amino acids. The record is from RefSeq and is a predicted model, not a curated record. The transcript is spliced from 6 exons.
CGCCCCCUAAGCUCGUGGUAUUACAGAGUCACUGCGUUGUUAGUAUUAUCCGCUUUACAAUUCUGCCAGAAUUGGUUUUGGGAAAUAAACAUGGAGGCAAAGUUAAAGACAGAGUUGGGGACAACCUUGCUGAAGUCAACUGGUCACUCAGGAGGUGGAUGUAUCAGCGAGGGCCGGAGUUAUGAUACUGACACUGGGAGAGUGUUUGUGAAGAUCAAUCACAAGAGCGAGGCCAAGUUGAUGUUUGAUGGAGAGAUGGCCAGUUUGGAGGCCAUUUUAAAGACAGAAACUGUGAAAGUCCCCAAACCGGUGAAGGUGAUUGAGCUUGACACAGGAGGAACUGUGUUUGUGAUGGAACAUCUGGACAUGAGAGGUCUCAGCAAGUACUCAAAGCACCUUGGAGAGCAGCUUGCAGAUCUGCAUUUGCACAACAAGAGACAGCUGGAAACAUUAAAUAAAGCGCAGCAGACAGUGGGGAAAGGAGCUGGGCAGUCGGAGAUGGCCGCUGUUGACAAAUUUGGCUUCAGUGUUAGUACAUGCUGUGGAUAUAUACCACAGGAAAAUGGGUGGCAAGAUGACUGGGUGGCAUUUUACUCCCAGCAGAGGCUGCAGUACCAGCUUAACAUGGUAGAAAAAUCGUAUGGAGACAGGGAGGCCAGAGAACUAUGGGCCAAGCUACAGCUAAAGAUCCCUCAGUUUUUCACAGAUGUGGAGAUCGUCCCAGCUCUCCUCCACGGAGACUUAUGGGGAGGCAAUGUGGCGGAGUGUGCGGAGGGCCCUGUCAUCUUUGAUCCAGCCUCCUUCUAUGGCCAUUCAGAGUUUGAGCUGGGUAUUGCAGGGAUGUUUGGUGGCUUCAGCAGCUCUUUUUACUCUGCCUACCAUGACAAGAUUCCUCAAGCACCAGGCUUUGCAAAGAGAAAGCAGCUUUACCAACUCUUCCACUAUCUGAAUCACUGGAACCACUUUGGUGGUGGCUACAGGGGCUCUUCAAUAAGGAUUAUGAAGGACCUUCUGAAGUAACUGCACUCACAUUCACCUGUAGAAAGCUUCACAGUCUUAAACUUAAGUAUUAUGUGUAUGUUGAAAAAUGCAAAUAUGACCAAAAACAUUGUGGCUUGUUGUUGAAGAGACUGAACUUAACAUUCUAACAUUGCAAUUACUGUUACUAUAUUGUUUAGAAAAUACAGCAUCAACAUAACAAAAUAAUUCUGCUCUGCCUGCUCCACCCAUGCCAACAUGCUUCCAAAAUUUAGAAAACAGGAUCCAUAUCUUUCAGUUACUAUCUUAAAUUGUAUGUUUGAACAAAGACAUAAACCCUAUGAGUAUUUUUACAUUCUGUAAUUUCUACAGUUAUUUGUGUAUAUGUUGCCUACUAAACAUAAACCAUGGCACAAAACUGAGCUCCACCUUAAACAUUUUAUGCAACUGCAAGAGCAAGCAACAUGUGCUCUUUCGGGCUCGCUUGUCAGUCAGAGGAACAAAUACCAAGUUUCAAGUCGGUCAGAAGCAGAGGUUUUUUGGUAUGCAGCAAACCCUUUCUUAAUGUUGGUUCCCCUUUUUUCCACCUCCUGACUGAAUAAUAGGUCAGAAUUUUUGUUGUGAAUGCAAUACUGUGUACUAUAUAUGCAUCUCAAUAAGCCUGACUGUUGACAUGAUGCACAGACGCAUUACAUCUUUAUCCGCUGUGUAACAAAUAAUAAAUUCAAAGUGUUUUUUUUUCUU